Messenger RNA from Lottia gigantea (owl limpet), 3132 nucleotides. RefSeq lists its product as hypothetical. Bases 169 to 3132 code for a protein of 987 amino acids. Gene Ontology annotation, molecular function: cell adhesion molecule binding. The record is from RefSeq and is a predicted model, not a curated record. Gene Ontology annotation, biological process: signal transduction; regulation of protein localization. Gene Ontology annotation, cellular component: adherens junction. NCBI's taxonomy places the organism in Eukaryota, Metazoa, Mollusca, Gastropoda, Lottiidae. The transcript is spliced from 17 exons.
UGUAACACAACUUAGUAAAAGCUGGAAGUAUUUUUAGACGUGUAUACACCGUGUUAUUGAUAAUAUACGAAUGUGAUACAUUUUAGUACUUUGUGUAGACAUUAUGACUUUCCUGAUGUAAAUGUGGAAUUAUAUUAGAUAGAUAACUGUGGAUUAUAUACGAGUAGAAUGGCCCAGGUAAAAAGUCCGACCAAAGAAGACCGACAAAGGUUGAGUCAACAAAUCCACCAAUGGAAUACCGAUCAUUACGAUAUUUUUGAACUGAGUCAGCCAAAUGAGCUACUGGAGUUUCAUGGUGUAGUCAGAUUUUUCUUUCAAGGUGGUGGAGCUAACGUUUCAACAAAAUGUAUCCGUGUUUCGAGUACCGCUACAACAAGGGAAGUAAUCGAUGUUCUCAUAGAAAAGUUUCGUCCCGAUAUGAGAAUGUUGACACAGAGUCGUUAUGCUCUAUACGAAGUUCACGUCAAUGGAGAGGAGCGAAGAUUAUUGCCUGAAGAAAAACCCCUAUUUGUUCAACUUAACUGGGGUAAAGAUGUUCGAGAGGGAAGAUUUCUGUUAAAAAAUGAAGAUGAACCAACAAUAAGGCAAGGACAAGAGAUAGAAAGAGCACCACAAGGAUUUAAAAGAAAUUUAUCAAAGAGAGAGAAGAAGGAAUUAAAGAAGAAAAGAGAGAAAGAGAAGAAGGAUGAAAAAACUGGUGUUGCUGAGAAAUUGUAUCAUGAUUUACCAGAGAAUAGUUUUACUAGGAGUAUAUCAAACCCUGAAGCUGUGAUGAGACGAAGAAGACAACAGAAAUUAGAGAAGAAAAUGGAACAAAUGAGAGCUGAAGAAGGAAGAUCUGAUGCCACUACAUUAAUUUCUAUUCUAGGUGGAACAUUAAAGAUAUAUGGUGAAUCUGUGAGACCUGAUGUACCUUAUAAAACAUUACUAUUAUCAACUGGUGAUACAUGUAAAAUGGUGGUUAAAGAAGCUUUAGAGAAAUAUAGUUUACCUAAUGAAGAUCCUGAAAUAUACUGUUUGUUCCAGGUUGAAUAUCAUGGUGGUACUGUAGGAGAAGAGAGGUUACUAGAAGAUACUGAAUGUCCUCUAGCUAUAGUCAUGCAACAUCCUAAAAAUAAAGGUCAUAUAAUAUUCCAACUACGUAGAAAACCAACAAAUAUGAAAAAGAAACAAAAGAGAGCAGUGUCACAUGAUGAUUUAAGAUCACACAGUAAUAGGGAACCCAAUGUUAUGAUACCCACAGAUAGACUACCCUAUUUACAAGAACUCAACUCUAGAGGUAUGACAUAUCAAACUUACCUCUUUUAUGGACGAGGUAAAAGACAUCAUCUACCAUUAAAUGUUACAGAAAUAGGAAGUGAGAGGUCGUUAUCUAAUAGUAACCAAUACCUACAGCUGGUAUCCAAUGAUAUUCAACCAAGACAUUGUGUAGUAGCUCAUACAGAAGGUAUAGUAACAGUGACCCCCACAAGCCGAGAUGCCGAGACCUAUGUUGAAAAUCAGAGAAUAUUUGAAACGACUAUGUUAAAACAUGGUAUGAUUGUACAGUUUGGUAAACAUCAUGUGUAUAGAUUUUAUGAUCCAAGAUUUGAUGAGGUGGAUGUUAAUAGUCGAGCUGUUCAGUUUAAAUUGGCCUCUACCUAUGCGUUAUACAUGGCCAUGAGACAUUUACUGAGCCAGAAAUUUCAACGUCCUCAACGAACUACAGAAUUUGUCAAGAAAAUUUCUAAGCUAGUUCAGAGAUCUAUACAGGACCAGCAUAAUGAUCCUACAGCUCUAGCCUUCUGGAUGGCUAAUGCCUCAGAAAUACUACAUUUCUUUAAAAUGGACCAUGAUACAAGUCAUUAUAGUCCAGAAGCUCAUGAGAUGCUAGCUGAAGCUGUACAGAUGGCCUUCCAUCAUCUAGUACGUUGUCUACAAGGUGAUUUACAGAAAGUUAUGACAGCAUUUUUAAAUCCCAGUGAUUCAGUUGAAGAUGAAGGAGAUGUAAUAACAACAUUAUCAGCUGCUAUGACAUUAUUAAGGAGAUGUAGGGUGAAUGCUGCUUUAACUAUACAGUUAUUUUCCCAGCUAUUCCACUUUAUUAAUAUGUGGCUGUUUAACAUGAUAGUAUCAGAGCCCCAGUUACAGAUGUGUACAGCUAAAUGGGGUAACAGAUUAAAGAGAAGAUUGGGCAGGAUUGAAGCCUGGGCUGAAAAACAAGGACUAGAACUAGCUGCUGAUUGUCAUCUUUGUCGCAUAAUUCAAGCUGCUCAUCUACUACAAGCUCCUAAAAUGACAGCAGAUGAUAUUACUAAUAUUAGUUCUACAUGUUUUAAAUUGAACUCAGUUCAACUGCGGUGUUUACUAUCUCAGUAUAUACCUGAACCUAACGAACCACCCAUAUCACCAAACUUUAUCAAGAAAUUAGUAGAGAUAGCAGAGAGUAUGGCUGAUCUGUCCACAAAAUCAGAAGGUCGAGAUGUUAUGUUAGAAGAAGACCAGGAUCUCCAUCUACCAUUUUUAUUACCAGAAGAUGGGUACUCGUGUGAUAAUAUUCGUGGUAUACCUAAUGGGUUACAGGAGUUUAUUAAACCUCUGUCUAAUUCAGGUAUAUGUCACAUGAUACCUAAUAAUAAUUCUAGUGGUAGUUGGACUGUUUAUAUGGGAGAACCUAGAUCACUCUCGAGCACACCUCCUAAGAGCCAAGGUAUGCCAUCACCAGGGGCUCAAGUUCCUGGUCAGAAUUUACCAAGAGAACCAGAAGUACAGACUGUUUCCUUUAAAAAAGUUGAUAGAAGUAUGGGCUUGAGUAUAGUAGCUGCUGUGGGUGAAAAUCAAAGAGAAAGAGGAAUUUAUGUUAAAUCAGUAGUACCUAAUGGUGCUGCAGCUUUGGAUGGAAGAUUACAGACUGGUGAUCAGUUAUUAGAAGUUGAUGGUCGUAGUUUAGUUGGUGUAUCUCAAGAUACUGCUGCUCUAUUGAUGAGAGAAACUGGUGAUAGAGUAACAUUGAAAGUAGCUAAACAAGGUGCUAUAUAUCAUGGUCUAGCUACAUUCUUAAGUCAAGCUUCACCAACUCUGGGCAGAGGUAAGGUUUUAAAACAAUAUAUGAUAAUGGUUGAAUCAUUGGACAGUCACCUAAUGUAUCCUUGA